GAACUGAUAGGCCUGCUGGAGGUCAUGUGCGGCGCGGCACCCCGAGCAGCGCUUUACGACGGAAUCCUGCGGCCUCUCGGGGUCCGUACCCGGGCGGGAGCCACUCUCUGUGCAUUUCUGGGGUUUUCUUACAUGUCUGUUUACCUCAAAAUGAGUGUUAGUUUCACCUUUUUAAGACCUUUUGCCCGAUUUUUGAUGCCAUUUACCCUUCAUAGGAAGAGAAGGUUUUUAUAUUCAACGAUUCUACAGAGAUACAUGUCUUCCAGAACACCGUCUGUGUCCUAUCCUAAUAAGGAGAAUACAUUACCUCCUAAAGAGCUGGAAUUGGAUGGAUGGAAAAUUACAAUGAAAUCUAGUGUGCAAGAAGAAAGUGUUUCAACAAUCUCAAGUGACAAGGAUGAAGAUCUUCUAGCUGCCACCAAGGAAUUAAUUGAGAUGUGGAGAUUGCUUGGCAAAGAAGUACCUGAACACAUCAGUGAAGAAGAUCUGAAAGCUGUUAUGGAAUGUGUUUCUAAGUCAUCAAAAAAAAAAUACUUAAAGUAUUUAUAUGUUAAGGAAAACAUGAAAAAAGCUAAGCAAAUAAAAAAGGAAAUAAAAGCAGCAGCAAGGGAAAAAGCAAAAAAAGACCAGCUUCUAGAAACCACUAAGGAAGACAAACAGCAAAACUUUUUCUUUCUACGACUUUGGGAAAGGAAUAUGGACAUUGCAGUGGGUUGGAAGGGUGCCCAGGCCAUGCAGUUUGGGCAGCCUUUGGUUUUUGACAUGUCUUACGAUAAUUAUAUGAAACCAAAAGAACUGCAGAAUACCGUUUCUCAACUUUUAGAAAGUGAAGGGUGCAACAGAAGAAAUGCUGAUCCUUUCCACAUUUAUUUCUGCAAUCUUAAAAUAGAUGGUGAUUAUCAUAGAGAGUUAGUUAAACGUUAUGGAGAAAAAUGGGACAAACUGCUUUUAACAGCAACAGAAAAAUCUCACACAGAUUUAUUUCCAAAGGACAGUAUUAUAUAUUUAACUGCAGAUUCUCCCAAUGUUAUGACUACUUUCAAGCAUGACAAGAUUUACAUAGUGGGAUCUUUUGUCGAUAAGAACAUGCAGCCAGGCACAUCCCUAGCACAUGCAAAACGGCUCAAUCUGGCAACAGAAUGUCUUCCAUUGGAUAAAUAUUUACAGUGGGACACUGGUGGCAAAAAUCUCACAUUAGAUCAAAUGAUGCGUAUUCUUUUGUGUCUGAAAAACAGUGGUAGUUGGGAAGAGGCUCUGAAGUUUGUUCCACAAAGAAAACAUACUGGUUUUCUGGAGGUUUCUCAAUUUUCUCAGGCAUUUGUCAACAGACUGAAGAAGUCAAAGGCUUUUAAUUCAUUUCCAAAAGUCUCUAAUCGACACACACAAAAGGUGUUGUAAAGUGAUAGCUUAAAAACUAAAUGGUCACAACAUAUGUUAAGUCAAACCACCAUGUCUUAGAGUGAUGUUAAGUCAAUUAUUGUUCAGUAAAAGGGGGGAAAAAAGCAAAUGGACUGGAAAUACAGUUCUACUAGUCUGUUUCUUCCUGAAUGGAAUUCACUUACUCUUUCUUUUAAAGUUUGUCUUUCCAAACUAACUCAAGUGUGUCUUUCCACAGUUAAUAUCUGCAGAUCUUUGGAAAUAUAUUUUGUUUACUAUAAAAAUAAGUUUAGUAAUCUUUGAAAGUAUAAAGUAUUAUCCAAGUUUGUUGAGCCCAAUAAAACAAUUGUAUCAUU
Molecule: messenger RNA, 1733 nt
Organism: Manis pentadactyla (Chinese pangolin)
Lineage: Eukaryota; Metazoa; Chordata; Mammalia; Pholidota; Manidae
Gene: TRMT10C
Product: tRNA methyltransferase 10C, mitochondrial RNase P subunit
Exons: 2
Coding region: 25-1398 (457 amino acids)
Biological process (GO): positive regulation of mitochondrial translation; mitochondrial tRNA 5'-end processing
Cellular component (GO): nucleoplasm; mitochondrion; nucleus
Molecular function (GO): tRNA binding
Source: RefSeq, a predicted model, not a curated record